Verruconis gallopava is the source of this 855-nucleotide messenger RNA. RefSeq lists its product as uncharacterized. Bases 1 to 855 code for a protein of 284 amino acids. The transcript has 2 exons. The record is from RefSeq and is a predicted model, not a curated record. Lineage: Eukaryota; Fungi; Ascomycota; Dothideomycetes; Venturiales; Sympoventuriaceae.
AUGGCUUUCAGCAUCGGCCACGCUCAAGCACAGGAUCAAGCGCCCAUCCAUCGCACCACAGUCGUCGUCGUGGACGAGAUUCCAGCCAUUGCUCCCAUUACAGUCUACUCCACGCAACACAUCACCAUCUGGGGCUGCCCUGACUGGGAGACCAACUGCCCGGUCCGCAACGGACGCACGCAGGCCGUCAUCACCGCUACUGUAGGGGCAACAACCACGAUCUGUCCGCUCACCUAUUCCCAAGCCCGUCUUAGCUCCUUCAAUAUCGACCAGCCAAAUACGGGUGGUGCCCUCUCCACCACUACAACCACCUGGCCAACGGCGUACUCACUCCCUACUUCCUUCCCAGCACUUUCGUCUUACCCUAACAUUGAUUGGUCCUCCAUCUUCCCGUCGGGAGCUCCGGCUUUCAGCAAAGGAGCGGUCACAGGCAGCUUCGCUCCAGGAGAGUACACCCCUUUGCCUCCAGACUACUCGCCUUCCUUGUCACCUGAGCAAGCUUCGAUUUUGGGACUCCCAGCCCGCGGGAACGCUAGUAUGAUCACAGCAUCUGAUGCACGGCCCACUGAAACAGUCAGCAUCACGACUGGAACCUUCGCCGCGAUCAUGCCCAGCAAUGUGACAGCAUACAUCACUACCUUAAAUGCCUACACGGAGACGACCAAUCUCUCGAGCAGUAGUCCUCCGGAAACGCGAAACGGCUCCUAUCUUGCCUAUCCAGCGCUGAGUACAGCCUCGAACACAGGUCGGAUAGCGUCUCCGAUUGAGCAACAGACCGUGAACGUUAGCCCUGUUGUUCCUGUUAACUUGUUCGGCUUGCUUGUCGCCAUCACAGCGAUCGCUUUUGCUAUAUAA